GGCAUGGGAGAGGAUGCUGCCUUUUCAGCCCGUACCUAGGCAUCACCUCGAGAUUGACAUGCCUUAUGCGAGGAGGUGGACAGUGGGUUUUGACCGGGAUGUGGAUACGCACCACAGUAUUCUUCCAUUCCGGGACCAGCUUGAUCACAUGACGGACGAUGCGCUAUUUAUAUGGACGCCGUACGCUGCUAUAUUAGAUGGUUUGCCGGCCUUCUGUAGGGCAGGUCAGGGGGUUUGGAGGUCGCGGUGUCCAUUGAUACACCUGGACAUCGUAGAGGAGCACAUGCCCGAGCAUGUCUUACGACAGUUUGGGCAUACACAGAGUAUACCCCCUGACGUCCGUCAUGAGCUCCGACACUACUAGCGGGACGAUCGGGCUGCCGUUGAUGAUGAUUUUCUGGCUUUCAUGGAUGUCCAGCUCCACCGUUGGGAGAACAAGUUAGGCACUUUAGCGGUGGUCGGCCAUUUGACUCCCGUUGAGCAUUACAUGCGCUGGUAUCAUCAGAUCACACGUCGAUUGAUCGGCAACCAAGCUUUGCGUCCCUCUAGAGAUGUAGGAUACUUAGCACUCGCGGGGCAGUACGAGGCAUUGCUGGUGGCCGUACAGCGUUUACGCAUCUUGGGGUUAGAGCAUAUGCCUUAUCCUGGGCUUGCGGGGCUUGCGGCGGAGAUGGUACGGAUAUCGGAGGAUGGUAUCCGGCAGGCAGGCGAGAUUAGGCGCAGGGAGGAGCCUGUUCCGGAGGCUGAGUAUCAGGCAGCGCCAGGAGGAGGACCGGGUGCUCCCAGAGGAAGAGGUCGUGCUGGCAGAGGACGCCGUGCGCGUAGAGGUCACGGUGCUGCUGCUAGAGGACUUGGUGGUGGAAGACACCAUCUGGUAGAUGAGGCCAAUCCCAUUCCAGAGGGCGUUCACGGUCUAGUCCAUCCGCAGCCGUUCCAGGCCAGUGGUAGCUCACCUGGGGACUCACCUACGUUUACGCCGGCGCUCUUACUUUCUGAGAUACCCGGGUCGUCAUCACGGUAGAGCCGAAUGCAUACAUGGAGGAGCGUGAUAACGUUGAU
This is a messenger RNA of Lycium ferocissimum, 1059 nucleotides long. RefSeq lists its product as uncharacterized. The transcript is spliced from 3 exons. NCBI's taxonomy places the organism in Eukaryota, Viridiplantae, Streptophyta, Magnoliopsida, Solanales, Solanaceae. Bases 407 to 1021 code for a protein of 204 amino acids. The record is from RefSeq and is a predicted model, not a curated record.